This is a messenger RNA of Ogataea philodendri, 2739 nucleotides long. RefSeq lists its product as uncharacterized. The transcript has a single exon. NCBI's taxonomy places the organism in Eukaryota, Fungi, Ascomycota, Pichiomycetes, Pichiales, Pichiaceae. Gene Ontology annotation, cellular component: cytosol; cytoplasm. Gene Ontology annotation, biological process: ubiquitin-dependent endocytosis. Gene Ontology annotation, molecular function: ubiquitin protein ligase binding; protein-macromolecule adaptor activity. The record is from RefSeq and is a predicted model, not a curated record. The coding region runs from base 1 to 2739 and encodes 912 amino acids.
AUGACCGAUUUACUAAGAUCUCCUCUGUUUCCCGUUGAGGGGCUAUCUAAGGAGACAGUCAUCAAAUUACCAUCUCAACCAACUGCAGAAUCAGGCUCAGUGAAACUGUAUCUUAUACAGGCCGAACAAAACCUAUUCCUAGAAGGGUUUUCGGAGGAAGAAACCAAAGACAGACCUCCGACUAUUCUCCGGGGAUGCUUGUUUGUGAGGAUUUUAAGACCAGUGAAGAUCAAGUCAAUCUCUCUGAAACUGACCGCUGUCGCUCGAACGGAUUGGCCUGAAGGAAUUCCACCUAAACGAGUUGAGCAUGUUGAGCAAAAUACUUUGAUGCAGCACACCUGGCCCUUUUUCCAUCAUACUAACACAUAUGAGAAUACAGAGACAAGUCGAAGCAAUGCCGAUAUAUUCAUUCCUAAAAAUGAUUUGGAUUGCGAACCAUCCAAUUUUAGUCUCGACAAUAGUAUAUCUCCAGUUACUAGUGCGAUCGAUUCAUUGAGCGAAAUGAUGCCAGUUCGCUCACCAUCCCCACUGGCAAUGGUGUUGAAGGGAAAACGAUCGUCUUCGCCCCGCCCAAACUUGUUUGCUCAAAUAUCACAGCAAGACGGUCAAGACUUGACUCCUAUCAAAUCUACUAAUAGCAUUGACGACACAAAACUCUUUGUCCCUGGUGACUACAUUUACUCAUUCGAGCAUCCUAUUCCAGCAUCUUCACCAGAAUCCAUUCAGGUCACCUUUGGAUCUGUCCACUACAAUCUAGAAGCCUAUUUGGAAAGAAGUGGAACAUUUAAGUCAAGCCUCACCGCAAAAAAAACAGUCAAUAUAGUUAGAACUCCAUCUCAAGACUCAAGUGAGGAAAAUGAGCCGAUCGUCAUUAAUAGAGACUGGGAAGACCAAUUGAAUUAUGAAAUCGUGGUUUCGUCAAAACAAGUCCUCCUUAAUUCAUAUCUCCCGAUCAUCUUCAAACUCAGUCCACUAGACAAGAUCAAAAUACACAGGAUCAAGAUUUAUUUCACAGAACACUUGGAGUACUACUGCAAAAGCAAGCAUGUUCACAGGACAGAGCCUCCUCGUAAGUAUCUUCUUUUGGAACACAAAGCCACCAAUGAUGAAGAAAAUUUACUGUCCGUUGAUGGAGACGAGAUUUCAGCAAAAGAGCUGGAUUUCCAUGUAUAUGUUCCCGAGAGACUCGGAGAUAGGUACAGACUACAUCCUGACACGUAUUAUGAUGACAUUCAGUCUCAUCAUUGGAUUAAGAUCUGUAUCAGAAUAUCCAGAUCCGCUCCGACUGCUGAAGACCCAAAGAAAAGAAAACACUUUGAGCUUUCUAUUGAUUCUCCCAUCCACAUAUUGUCACCUUUAUGUGCACACGCAAAUACUUUGCUCCCUUCGUACGAGGCUCAGAUGGCCGAGAGCCCUCAAUUAGGAAGACAAUCAAUUGAUUUACUUCUUUCUCCAAGGAGCAGGGUUAACACAGAAUCGAAUCUGUAUCAACCGGAUGAUAGAACACCUUCAGAACUGAAAUCACCACAGGCAAAACCUUUUUCCCCACUAUCAUCUCCAGAAAUGACACCUUUGGGCUUGGAUCUAAGGAAUACUGGAUCAUUUGGACUAAUUCCUCAGAUGCUUCGCAAUUCUAGUUAUAACUCAAGUGGUUUGGGUUAUGAAGAGCCUCCUCCAAAUUUUGAGGAAACUGCAAGAGAUGUUCCUCCAACUUAUGACCAGGCAGUGAAGGAGAAGUCGAGAACGAGCAGAGAGAACAAUGAUGAAAGCGUGAAGAUCACGGAGCCAGUGAGAGAAGAGCGUAGAUCACGUUUGGAUAGAGAGACGGAAAGACAGGACCAAGAAGAAUCGGACUUGGGUGGAAACUUCAAGCUGGAAAUUAUUCCUAUCAGAUCUCGGUCAACAUCACGAAGCGCGGAUGGCGUGAGAUCAAGAUCGCCACCUCUGGACCCACAGUUUAGGGCCAAGUCCAAACUGAUCAGCUCCUCAUUGAUUCCAGGCCAUUUCUUGGGCAAUUCGAAUUCAUCUCAGGGAAUGGAUGACACCCUUACCCAAGCUUUCGAGAACGAGAACACCAUUCCGGAAAGUCCGUCUAAACCUAUGAAUAUUCCAAUUGCCUCCAGCCAAAUGCCCGGUAACGAAUUAGAGACCAAUUUCUUGGAGCCGACCAGCUCCACGAUUGAUUCUAAUAUGAAUUCACCAAGUCGUUACUCUACUAGAUCAUCUAUCAACUCAUUUACAGGGUCUCUCAUUUCUGAAGAUCCUGCCACAAGGAAACCUUUGUUGAGCAAAGAAAUAACAAAUAUCUAUUCAGGUGAAAACCCUAGUGCUCUUUUCAAGUCUGCCCCAGACAACGGUAGCUCAGUGGAUAUUACGGCAAUGCUUGGGUCUUCUGUCUCAAACAAUUUUGAUUACGGCUCUGCAACAGAUGCUAGCUGGCAUCCAUUCGAUCUUACCAGUACUUUUGGAAACGUCUCUCAACCUCAUAUAACCCAUAACAAUAGGACUGUUCGAAGAAUGGGACCUCCAAAGAUUUCGAGCAGAAACGGCGAUUACAGCGGCACAGAUUAUCAGGAUCAUAAUACAGACUACAGGAAUGCAGGAAGACAUUUAAGUUUUGGAGUGGAACCUGUGCUGUCAGUUCUCGCUGCAACCGGGCUACAUGACGAAGUUUCAACCAAUGAAAAGCAUGCUGGAUCACAAAGUGUCCGGAAUAGUGAGAGUGCAAUUGAAGAAUAA